This is a messenger RNA of Sporothrix schenckii 1099-18, 2499 nucleotides long. RefSeq lists its product as uncharacterized. The transcript is spliced from 2 exons. NCBI's taxonomy places the organism in Eukaryota, Fungi, Ascomycota, Sordariomycetes, Ophiostomatales, Ophiostomataceae. The record is from RefSeq and is a predicted model, not a curated record. Bases 1 to 2499 code for a protein of 832 amino acids.
AUGCAAAGGGGAGAGGGUAUGGCACCACUAGAUGCAGCGGACGGGCGGCAGAUGGAUACUUCCAGCAACCAAAACAACAACAAGCGCGGUACAUCGUCAGACUCUUCGUCGAAUGUAAAGAACAACCGAGCGGCCCAGGGCGGACAGGCAGACGGAAAUUCCAAGACCUCCACAGAUUUCGGAAAAGGAAAGUUCAGUGGUGGCUCUGGUGGUGGCUCUGGUGGAGGCUCUGGCGGUGGCUCUGGUGGUGGCCCUGGUGGAGGCUCUGGUGGUGGUGGUGGGUUUGGCAAAGGGUUCAAGGGCAACGGAAACAACGAUGCCGGAGGUGACAAGACCAGAGGAAGCAAUGGCGACAGCAGCAGUACAAAUAAGGGAGGUAACAGCGGAGGCGGUGAUGGUGGUGGUGGUAGCAGCAACAACAGGGGCGGUGGCAGCAAUAAGAACAACAACAGCGACAACAACAACUUUGGAGGCCAAAGUAGCGGCAGCAGAAGCAAGGGCAAUAGCAAUGGGGGUGGAAACACCAAUAAUGCUGGAGCCGGCGUUGACGGAAACAACGGCAACAGCAAUGGGAACAACAGUGGCAGUUCCAGCAGUGCUGGAAGUGCGACGACCACCACCGCGGCCGGUAGCGGAGAUGUUGGGAGCAGUGACAGCAAUGGUGCCCAGGAGAUUUCGUCAGAACAAAUCGACACCACAUCCGCACCAACGGAUUCACCCGCAUCGGAGGCACCAUCUACGACGGACGCUCCUACUGUCGUUCUCACAACCUCAACCAUUGUGGCAACUGGGACGGAUGCCGUCGUGACCAGUUUUGUGCCGUUGAUAACGACCGCAGCAACAACUGAGAGCACUGCCACAACUACCCACAGACCUUUCGCGCCAUUUGUCCCCUUUGGGGCCAACUUCCCUGGCUCUGGCAGACCUAGUGACAGGAACGGUCCUGAUGACAGAAAGCACAGGGGUGUCAACGGGACCACGGCAGAUGACGACGACAGCAAUGGUAGAAACGGGAGCGGAAACAGCGGCAGCAACAAUAAGGGCAACAACAAUAACAACAACAACAACAACAACAACAACAACAACGGUAACAACGGUAACAACAGGGGCAACAACAACAAUAACAACAAGGCGUUGGAUCCGACGGCCGAAAGGGCAUUGAUAUCUGUUGGCUCCAUUGGUAUGUUCUCCGUCAAUACGGGUCCCAGCUUCAUCGUCUUGUGCCUAACAAGAACAGGUGCUUUUAUCGUGAUUUGCUUUAUUGCUUGGCUCGUCUGGAGGGCCUGUAAGAAGCAGAAGCGGGAGAAGUUGCAACGCGGCAAUGCCUCAACGUUCCCGUCCCACGAUGGACCCUUUUCCACCAUUGCUAGACUGCCUCGUCGCAUAUACGAUCGUAUUGCCAACAAAAUACCCUUUGCCAGUAGGCAGCACAAAGCAUGGCAGACGUUAGAAGAGACCAACUCUUCGAACGUGGGGCCCAUGGCGGCUAACAAUGCGGCUUCUUCGAAUAUGACCCGCCUGGGUGGACCUACCUACGAAGAGAAAGGUGGUGACACGUUGAGGACCUUCGGCUUCGACAGAGACGUCCCACCGGCUAUUCCCUCCCAGGUCUAUUACUCAAGCGGAUUGGGCUUGGGAUUGCAGUUCCAGUCUCCACCAGAACAGGCCGAGGUCAGCAAUGCCAACGGGAUGCAGGCUGGUAUGAUGCGGUCGAAUACGGGCGCUUCUGUCUUCACACACACUCCAGCAGCGUCGUUCAGCUCGUCAAUGGUAUCCGGCCAGUCAGGCAUGCCAGUGGCCCCACCUUACGUCUUGAACAACGGAGCUGCCAAUACGGGCCAGCCAACUGGCUCUGUGAUGGCGGUUGACAAGGCUGGCCAGCAGUACAUGACGGACGAUAAUGGCAGCGUGGCGAGCACACUGCGGUCACGCAUGCCGGACCCAUUCUACAAUCAGUCGCAACUGGCACGCCAGCCGUCUGACGCAUACGACCCGGCACGGCGGCAAGUCAACCGCGCCUCGGAAUUGUCUUCUUUAUCAUCCGGCUUCGGUGACGGCGAGAUCCUGGUGCUGGCAUCGGAUCAGCAGGCGACGCAGCCCGGCCAAAUGCCACUGGCUGCCCAGCGUCCGUCGCGGGCCUCGACUGGCCCACCAUUGUCUGCAUCAGCUGGCGCAGCUGCGCGACUCUCGUGGAUGCGGAAACAGCGCAUGAGCCGCGAGACAGUCUACACCGAAUCCAGCGAGGACCAGCCGGCAAAGUUCCGGUCCGUCAACUCGUGGGUCAAGCAACAGACGGGCCGCGUGAGACGCGGACAAGCUAGCAUUGACAUGACGACGAGCGCAUCUGCCGGUCGCGACGCGGCAGGCGAUGUGGCCUUGGUGGUUGGCAAUCAACCUGGCAUUCCACACCCCUUACCCCGAGAGCAGCGGUUGACGAUGAUGGACGACGGCGAAGAGCCACGGCGGCCGGAUACCGUCCCGGGAAUUCAGAUGGCGUAA